Botrytis byssoidea is the source of this 1362-nucleotide messenger RNA. RefSeq lists its product as uncharacterized. The record is from RefSeq and is a predicted model, not a curated record. The coding region runs from base 1 to 1362 and encodes 453 amino acids. Lineage: Eukaryota; Fungi; Ascomycota; Leotiomycetes; Helotiales; Sclerotiniaceae. The transcript has 3 exons.
AUGUCAUUAUUCGAGGACAUUUGGGGAGAGCGGCAGUGCUUUGAUCUGCUAGAAGCAAACGACGAAGAUGAGUCUCUUGACCUGCUAAAAGAAAGUCGCAUUGUUCUUCAAGAAGACAGCAUUGAGGAAUAUGAGGACACUGCCAUGGUACACCUCGAAGACCAUCCUUCUGAGAACAUGUAUACCUCAUUUGCAAGAAGAGGAAGAGACCAAGAGGCACAAACUCGAUUGAUAAUGCCAGUUGAUACAAACUUUGAGGAGAAUGUUGGGAAUAUUCAAUGUUCUACUACAUCACUAUCCUUGGCUCAACAUUCUCUGGUUGAUUCUCCUCGUAUGCCAUCACAAUAUUUUCAAAAUCAUUCCACCUAUGCAACAAUGUCGCCUUCUAGCACCAAAAUCUCCAACAUCAUAAGACAACCAGCUGUGCUUGAAAGAUCUUCUGCUUUGUCAUCCCCCUUGUCAGAUAAGGAGAAUAGACAUAAACAAAAGCACAGAGAAGACUUGUCUCAUUCUGUGAUGGCACCAAGACCUUCUAGUCGUCGCAGAGAAAAGAACAGUAUCGACAAAAUAAUUGAAGAGCACAACAAGAAGCACGCUGGAAAGUUAGGAGUUACACAAGCCAAUUCAAAACCACUAGCUCCUAAGGUCAUUCAAAAGAAACCAACUAAACGAAAGGGAAAUAGAUAUUCUGGAAGUCUGGAAGGAUUCAUGGUAAAAUGUGAAGCUCAGUACAGUGGACCAGGCUUAUCUGAAGUCUAUCAGGAAUAUCAGUUAGAUCAUGAUGAAUCAACUCAGUCCUGGAUGUUUGAAGAGGCAGAUUCUUUUCAGCAAGUGGGCCAAGCACAAGAAGUACCUCAGAGUGUAGACUCUAUCCAGUACACGGGCCAAAUGGGAGGGAUAACCCCAAACGCGAUGUCUUUCCAGCACAUGAGCCAGGGAAUGAUUUGUCCAAUGACGCAUGAAGUGCAAAAGUUUCAUAGCCAUUGCCAAUCUCUCCCGUCACCUCAACUCACAAGAACCCAACAGCCAAAUUAUUCUUUCCAGCAAAUGGGCCACACAUAUUAUGAUUGCGACUUGUAUCCCUUCAAUCACAUAUCAGUUCUUAAUAUACCACACUCGCCGCUGUUUCCAGAGAGAAACUUAUGGGCACCUCGAGCAAUCGAAACUCUAUCUAAUCAAUCGCAUGAUCAAUUUCGAAUACCUGCCGUUCAUACACAGGGCUUUGAGACUCAGCAGUACAUGACUGCGAGAAACGGAAAUUCUGCUACUGCAUUUCCUUCUUCUUUACAUGGAUUCCUAGGGUCCGAAAGAGGAAGUGGCCAAUCCUCUGAGUCGCCAACCAGCCCUUCGUUCUCUCCUUAG